GCCGUUUUCUGUGGCCAGGGAAUGUUUGCUCCCACAUGAGACGUCCUCGUUCCCUCACACGUCCUCCCACCGUGUACGUCAAUACCAGCCUUGUACAGUGUUACAGGUUUAUUGUGGUGUUCCCACGGCCGUAGCAAGUGGUAAUGAGUCAGGGUUUAGGUGUGACACUUUCACCAUAUCCAGAGAUCUGAAACGUUCUUUUCAUCGGAAAAUUUAAGCAUUUUACCUGUUAUUUUAAGGAGGUGGCAGGAGAACCAUAUGUCAGAAGGGUUGUCAUUUCUGGAUUAUUUUGGUAAAGACAAUUAGGGAUUAGUGAUAUUUGAUAUUAAAGCACAUGCAGAAGGGAACUUGGUAGGACUUAACAAUGGAUCGAUGGUAUUGGUGCAACUCGAGUCUAACAUCAGGUGAAGUUGUUAGCACAACAGCAAAUGGAAUUAGACUGUACGAUGGUGACAAGAAAACUGGCUAUGAUGAUGGGCGCCUGACUUUAACAAAUCACCGGUUACUUUGGCGGCAUGAAAAUCAAUCUUCUUCUUUAGGGCUAAACCUUAGCCUAGUUGUAUUAGUUGAGGAAGAGGCAGGUGGUUUCACAUCGAGUCCAAAGUUGCUGCUUCAUCUAGCUCAGCCACCACAUACUCAACCAGCAGGUCCUGUAGCUGCUAGUUCAAAUUCUUGUAUAAAAUUAUCAUUUAAACAAGGUGGGUGUAGCAGUUUUCAUCAGGCACUUCAAAAAAAUAUAGGUGAUCGUGAAUGGGAAAAAACAUCUUCUCUUCCACCUAACCAUGGAAAACAGCCUGUAGGAAAAACAAUCCAUAGGGGCAUUCUGGGUAUUGAACGUGCUAUCCAAGCAAAACAAGAUGAAACAAACCAGAACAUAAGUCGUGCCUUUGAAGAUCUGAAGAAUUUAAUGGGACUUGCCAAGGACAUGGUGUCUCUUUCAAGGAGCAUCUCAAAUAGAAUUAAAGAGCGAUCUGGGGAAGUAUCAGCAGACGAUACCACUCAAUUUAGAUCUUAUCUUCUAAGUCUUGGUAUUGAUGACCCAGUUACACGUGAAGCUUUUGGGUCAGCAACACGGUAUCACCACCAUCUUGCCAAGGAAAUUGCCCAAGCUUUGGAAAACCCAGUGAAAGAAGCAGGUGGUGUAAUGCUUCUGUCAGAAGUUUAUUGUCGUAUUAAUCGUGCUAGAGGACUCGAGUUGUUAUCUCCAGAUGAUGUUAUGCAAGCAUGUCAUGUCAUGAACAAAUUGGGCCUCUCGCUUAAUCUUCAUACAUUUGAGUCUGGGGUUCAAGUAGUUCAAAUUACCGGACUUGAUCAAGAAAAGGUCAUAGAAGCAACUGUUGAGGUUUUAAAUUGCCAUGAGGUUGAUGGAGUAUCAGCUGGAGACUUGGCAAGGGAUUGUGGUAUGCCCCUUCUCUUGGCUCGGGAAAGACUUUUACAAGCUGAACAAUGUGCUAAAGCUGUGAGAGAUGAGUCAAAUGAAGGUUUACGAUUUUUCCCAAAUCUGUUCUUUUCACAUUCAUAAGUUUUCACAUGGUAUGAUAGGUUUGAUUUUAAAUGAAAUUAGAGUGACCUCGCAGGGAACUAGUUCCUUUUGGAAACCUUAUUAAUAGCCUGAAGAGGAAUUUAAUUAUUCUAAGAAACUUUAAUCUCUAAGCUUAUAUAAUCUUGGAUCACUUUUUAUGAGCAAUAGCUGCCUUACUUGAUGUAAAUUUAUUUCAUAGAAUAUCAGCGAUGCCUUACAUCUUGUUAGAAUAUCAAUUGUUUACUAAGAAAAUUAUGUUGAUUCACUAAGUUUGUAUGUCAAAAAAACUUAAAAAUACAGUAAUGCAAGUGUUUAACAGAACCAAAAAUAUACACAUGCGUUGUGUAUACAUAUCUGCAUGCAUACAUAUGUAAGUGUGCAUAAGGGUCCACGUAGGAUACGAAAACGUUCAAAAUUUUUGCUUAAUUUUUCCUAUGUGGAUAUUUAUACAUAACCGAAUCACAUGUUUUUUGUGAUUAUUCUUGCAUAUGUAAGUGUAUGUAUGCAUGCAUUCAAGUGUACAUUCAAGCUUGUGUUAAAUACAAAAAUAUUGUUAAUUACAAUAUGAGAAAUAGUAUAUGUUCUCUUGUACUGUAAUGGAAACAUUCAAAUACAGUAAUGUAUAAACUUUCUAAAUAUGUAUAGCUCUCUAGUAUAUAGGAAAAUUUUCCUGCUUUGUGAUGAAAGUUACAGUUUGUGUUUAAUAUUGUGAAAGGAAGAUAAAUGAUUCUUAGAUUGUGCUUUGGUAAAAAUGUAUGCAGUGAAAUUAACUUACAUUGGUUCUGAAAAUACAGUGUAUAAAAUUUGAAAUUGUGUGCAGGACACUACAAAAUUAAAGUUUACAAUAGUCUCUCUUGAUUCUGAAUAUGCGGUACUUUAGACGUUCACAUUUAAUAAGGUUUCUGUAUUGUAAAACCGUAAAUUUUGGUGUCUGAAAACUGCUAUGAUACUUGAUAAAUUUACCCAGCAGAGCAUGCAAGUUCUACUUAGAAGUUGAUUAGCAUUAAUUUUAUCUACAGAGGUAUUGUACAGAAUAGUAUCUAAAUAAUUUUAUGAAGACAGAUAUUUUUUCACUUUAAAUGUACUCAACCUCUGUCACAUCUUGAUCCUGCCUUUACAUGUUAAAUAAGGUUUAAGAUUUUUCAUACAAUAUGUACUGUAUAACCAAAACCACUUCAUUGUUUUCACUUGGUUGAGUUCAGCUUAAGAUUUAAAGAUUAUAUAUGCAAGUUGGCUUAGCUAUACAUAAGUGAAAAUAUUGUCAUUUAUUUUAAGAUUGCAAAAGCUGUAUGUGUUUGAAUACAUUUUCUCAUUCACGAGGACAGGAAGCCUGUAGGGUUAUUGAGGUCCCCCUUAGCCAACAAGUGACCUUUUCCAGGAUUCAACUCCCAACAGUCACUUAACUUUCAAGUACCUGUACCUAUUUACUACUAGGUGAACAGAGGCAUUAAGUGUAAGGAAACGUGCCCAAAUGUCUCGGCUUGCUAUGAAAUCUGUUGAGCCAACUGUGCUGCAGGUCACCUGAUAGGCAAAUUAAUUUCAUCGUGUGUUACUUUUUUGCUAUUAGAUGUUUAAUAUUUGAUAAGUCAGUGAGGAUCAUUAUUACUACAGCAUGACAAUGCUGUAGUAAUGCUAUCUUUUUUCAUAAUACAAAAAAAUUAAUCCCAGAAAAUUCUAUCUUUAUCCAUAAUGAGCAGUUAUCAAAAAUGUUCGCCUGUCCAAGGUUGGAGGUCAGGCGCUUAGGACUAGCCUCGCCUAGCUUACAGCAUGACACAAGGAUACAGGAGUGUCAUAGGCCACUCGGGGUCAGCCCCAAUGCCACAUUUAAAGAAAUCUCGUCAUCUAUAGCAGGCCUUAAAAUCUCAUCGCUCUAGAGAGAGAGAGAGAGAGAGAGUGGUGGUAUGUUGGGAGGGAAAGAAGAAAAGAAGGGUAUAGAAAGGUGGAGAGGUUGGAAGUUGAGACAGAGGAGGAGGAGAGGGGUAGAUGUUGGGUGAGAGAGAGUGGAGAGGAUAGGGGAAGAGUGGAGAAAGGAGAGAAGGGGUUGGGGGGGGGAGGUGAGAAAGGGAAGGAGUUUGUAAACGGGUUUUGGUGACUGGAAUAAAGACCAAUUUAGUAAAUGUUUUAAUGGACAACCUUGCUUCUUGCAAUGUUACCAGUCGGUAUAGAAUGACGACCUUGCUUCUUGAAGGGUUGAAUGGUUAGUGUAGAAACUGAUACACAACCACAGAGAGAUAUAUAUACUGGUAUACACACAUACAUACUGGGCACCUUGGGAUAUCCCAUUUAGUAUGUUAUAAAUAUAGGUACUGUAUUAAAAUAUGUAGAUAAGGUGGGAGGGGGGAUACCAAUCAGUAUUGUAUCCCCAUAUUUAACUAAAAAUAAUUCUUUAGGAAAUAAAAUAGCCAACUUUGGAUUAACCUUAUUAUUAUUAAUGAUAAUCUUUUUAUCAAUUUUUUUCAUGUAUUUUACAGUUUUUGAGGUGAACGUGUAGAACCACAUUUAGAUUCUUAAGAUGUAGGUAAUGAAUGAUUAUAAGAAGAAAUAAUCCCUUUGUUUCUGGUAAAGAAAUGGGAUCAAUCAUAAUUUCACUACAGUACAGUAUUUGCAUGUCCUAGGAUGGUUGAAUAAUAAUUGUGCAAUAUAAUUCAAAACGAUAACUGCUAAACACUAUUUUGGAUAAUGUGUGUUAAACAUGCUCAUUUGUUAAAUAAAAUAAACUAUAUUGUCAAA
This is a messenger RNA of Procambarus clarkii (red swamp crayfish), 4252 nucleotides long. RefSeq names its product vacuolar protein-sorting-associated protein 36. The record is from RefSeq and is a predicted model, not a curated record. Gene Ontology annotation, molecular function: ubiquitin binding; phosphatidylinositol-3-phosphate binding. NCBI's taxonomy places the organism in Eukaryota, Metazoa, Arthropoda, Malacostraca, Decapoda, Cambaridae. Gene Ontology annotation, biological process: protein transport to vacuole involved in ubiquitin-dependent protein catabolic process via the multivesicular body sorting pathway. Gene Ontology annotation, cellular component: ESCRT II complex; late endosome membrane; BORC complex.